Messenger RNA from Acanthosepion pharaonis, 1122 nucleotides. The record is from the annotation of a GenBank genome assembly. NCBI's taxonomy places the organism in Eukaryota, Metazoa, Mollusca, Cephalopoda, Sepiida, Sepiidae.
AUGAAUACAAGAAAUUUAUUGGUUUCAAUUAUACUCAUUGCUUUUCAAUGUCGGAAUAAUGCACUUUUGCUCGGAGUUCAACAAAAAGCCGUGUUUAAUAAAAACUUAACAAGUCGAAGUUUUGCUGUGGGUGACACUCUGAUUUCACGGACCCGACCUACUUUACCACCAGGCCGGUGCCAUGUGUCUCUCACUGUCAACCCAUCGCCUGCAAUUCUUGGAUCCUUGGUCACUUUCUACUCUAUGCUGAAUUGCUCAGUAAUUCCUCCAAUCGAAUACCAAUGUUGCUAUUACUUUUGGCAGGAUAACUUCUCAGAAAAUACAUCCAUGACUGUUGGACUCAUGACUUCAUUUCUUUCCAAAAUCUAUGAACCUCGGUCGAUUAUGAGAAACAAAUAUAUCAUGGAAGUUAUGGUCUGUUGGAAGAAAAUUUUAGUAAAGUCGCAACGAAAGGACCUUAAAAAUAGUGUGUGUAAUUAUUCUGUGGCAUUGAACACAACCGUGUUUGAACUAACAGUUACACUGAACGGCUUUUUGAAGUUUAAACAAGAUAGAGAUUACCGUGGAAGUCCGUCUGUAUUGAUGGUUGGGAAAGAAUCAGUUGCUAUGUUUGUUCCGACUGACCAAAGACUGGAAAUGUUGACCUACAAGUGGAGAGUAAAUGCUAGCAUUUAUAUGGAGUCCAGAAAUUCUUCUAUUCAUUUCAUUCCUGCAAAUGUCGGCAUGAUCUCUGUGGAAGUUCAUGUAUUUGACAAUGUUUCACACAAUAUUGGACAUUUUAAACAUUCUAUUCAAUGCAAAGACCCCAUUUUGGAUGCCUUCAUUAAAGGAGACAAACAGUUACUUGUCGAGAGCAAUGGAACAUUUAUUGUUACCUAUGUGGGAAGUGCUCCUUUUAGUUUUUGUUGGAGAGUCGAGCCAUCGGAUUACUCUGAGGACUGGACUUGUAUGUACAAUCUAUCCAACACAGUUGGUAAUGUCAUGGGGAGUGCAGUCUUCUCUGUCCAAGCCAAUAGACAAAGUGGUCAGCAGAAAAUCAUUGCAAACUUGACAAAUGAUGUCAGCAAAAAAGUUCUCACUUUUCAAUUCCGAGUUUUCCCUACAGGUGAGUUCUUCAUUUGA